Molecule: messenger RNA, 7519 nt
Organism: Solenopsis invicta (red fire ant)
Lineage: Eukaryota; Metazoa; Arthropoda; Insecta; Hymenoptera; Formicidae
Product: RNA binding protein fox-1 homolog 2
Exons: 17
Coding region: 457-1995 (512 amino acids)
Biological process (GO): nervous system development; regulation of alternative mRNA splicing, via spliceosome
Cellular component (GO): cytoplasm; nucleus
Molecular function (GO): mRNA binding
Source: RefSeq, a predicted model, not a curated record
GCUCGUGUAACGUUACUCGAUUCUUGUCGAUUCUCCGCUUGUCUCGCAAUCUGCGCGUAGUAAAGUAACUGUGCAGCACCGACGACGGUCGUCGAGUUGCUGUCACCGCUGCUACCAUGUUGCUUUGUCCUCUACCCACCUAUACCGGUGACAGGUGGACGCUCCGUGCUUCUGGUGCUUCUUUCGUGUUCCUCGUGUUGAAAAUCUGUACGGAUAUAACGUCGGGUGUAUCGCGUGUAAUAGCAGCAUGAGUGCCAGGAUCGUAUACAGAUCGUGUCUCAUUUGUGAAGCUUUACGAGCUUGUCGUUCGCGGCUCGUUGCUGUCUUGUGUUCGUAUAACGUUACUCGAUUCUCCGCUUGUUUCGCAAUCUUUGUUACUCCUGAUCGGCCGCGAUCGCGUAUUACGUUUUAUUGCAACUCGUGUGUGACAUGUCCGCGUAGUGUCGUGAGUGCCGAAUGAAAUAUCGCACAGCAUCAAUGUGCGAUUGGAGCUACCGAAACAUCGUCGGCGAGAGACGGCCUCUGUGGAGUAAUUCGGUCGAAGUUGAAAACUCCACUGCUGUGCAUCAUGUGUUGAUUCGUGCUAGCCUCGUCCAGUUUGACUUUCGUCCCUUCGUUAGGUCAAACCAUCGCGCCAAAACGCCACAUCGAAUAGCACAUAUUGUAAGUACCUUGUCUGCUGAUCUACCUACAACGUUCAGUACCCAUAUGGUGCAGACAGGGAUGGCUGCGCCCUAUGGUGGGGGUGUCUUCCCUCCUCCGGUAAACGGGGUCGCGGGUGUCGUGGGGGCGGCCGGUGCAGCCGGUGACGUUAAGCCACCGCCACCAGUGAAGGAGGAGAACGCCGGUGCGCCCCAGCAACCACCUCCAACCGGCGGGCCCCAGGUGCCGCCUGCGGCGGGCGCACCUCAUCCCGCCGCCCCCGGUGCACCGACCGCGGGCAGCUUCAGUCCGCCUCCGCCUCCGAAUGGGGUCGAUCAACAGGCCAUCUCGGAGGUGUUUCAGGCUGCAGUGGUGGCAGCGGCAGCAGCGGCCGCGGGUGGCGGUGGCCAGCAACCCGCACCAACACCGGGCGGUGGCAGUGAGACCAACCCCGAAGGCGGAGUGGAGGCUGCUGCGUUGGCACCUGUCACCUCAGGCGCGACGACACCCGCGACAGCGACACAAGGCACCGACCUCAAAGGUCAACCAAAACGCUUGCAUGUUAGCAACAUACCUUUCCGCUUCCGAGACCCUGACCUCAGGGCAAUGUUCGGGCAAUUUGGGCCAAUCCUUGACGUGGAAAUUAUAUUUAACGAAAGAGGAAGCAAGGGAUUCGGUUUUGUAACAUUCGCAAAUAGUGCUGACGCGGACCGGGCACGUGAGAGGCUACACGGCACCGUGGUUGAGGGCAGAAAGAUUGAGGUGAACAACGCAACAGCGAGGGUACAGACGAAAAAACCGCCGACGGUGCCAAACGUGUGCGUGCAGUGGCCCGAGGCUGCGGCGCUCAGAGGAGUCGCCAUACAGCGUGGCCGAGUAGGAGCGGCGAGGGCGACUUUCCCGACCAGCGCGGCCGCCCUGGCAUUGGCCAGGAAUCCUGGGCCACUUGCAGCUGCAGCUGCGGCCACGGCCCUGCAUCCCUUCGCACCCGCUGUUUACUACGACCCCUUCCUCGCGGCCCACGCAGCGACGCAGGAUCCCAACUACAGGUUGCAGGCUAAAGCGCCCGCCCUGGAGGCCGCGGCAGCGGCAGCCGCAGCCUCACCAUUGUUGAAGACACCACUAUCAACGGCACAGCAGGCUACGUACGCAGCUGCAGCGACCUACACGGCGGUGGCUGCGCGCGCAUACGGCGCAGCUGCAGCUGCGGCACAACCGGUCGCAGGAUAUGCCGCAGUCGCGGGCUACGGGCGUGAAUACGCCGAUCCCUACCUCGGACAUGGCAUCGGACCUGUGGCGGGUUACGGGGCAACAGUGUACAGAGGUGGCUACAACAGGUUCACGCCAUAUUAAAUGGAUCGUUGAGAGUAGAGCGCGAGAGCCUUCCAAGUUAUACUCAGCAGAACAUGACCAGACACAAGUCGACGCAAUCAUCACUGUCAUUUUUGUCAUCGAGAUCACCCACGAGACGACGAGCCUGGACCCUUCCACUCAUGCUGUUUCUCGCCGGUUCUAUUCCCUACUUUGCGACCCGAGAUCCUCGUGAAGAUAUGAAAACCGUUCUUGACACCUUCAACGACGAAGGUCGACGUCGUCCGAGAAAUCGGAAUGAAACUGCUGUCAACGUAAACUAGUGAAGCACCAUCUACGUCAAAUCUCCAAAUAGUACCUUCGAUAAAUAUGUGAACGGCGACUGAAAUAGGCGAGAAAAAUCGGUCUGUAAAUGCAGUGGCAGCGUCGAGGUCGGCGCAUCGAAGUGUCGAGUCGUGUUCGGCCGGAAGUCGCCUCUAAGUCCGCCUCUAAGUUGCACUCCCCUGCCAGCAGCUAUUCGCAGGGGAGAGCAGCUUCUACCCAACUCCAUUUCCAUCUGAUCAAUCGGUCUGAGCAAAUUGAACUGAAUAUAAAAUAUUGAAAUAAAAUUAAUGGCAAUUGUUCUCGCACAUUCGAAUUUUACUGCACAAAAUUAUUUUUGAUAAGACUAUCACGUUUUUCUAUAUUUCUCUAUAUUCUAUCAUAUAUUACAUUCUAUUAUAUCUUGACGACAUAUUUAAUACAAUUUCACAAGUAUUUUAAUCUUGCAAAAAAAUUUCACGGGCCACUAAGUAAAGUAUAACGAUAGUUAUUUCUUCUUUCUCUCUCUUGUUUAUAGUUUUUGUAAAAUGCAGUAAUAUUGUGAUAUUAUAUCCAAUACGAUGCAUGACUCAUGCACGGUUUGCCCAUUUAAACGAAAUAUUUGUAAUAUAGUUGUACAUUUGUUGUAAUUAUUUCUGUUUAAGUCAACGUUACACAAUACCAUUUGCAUUCAUAGUCCAAAUUAACAGGUAGUGUUAAUAAUUCGAUGGGGCUGCCGAAUCGGAAAAGCCCUAAACACUUCGCACAAAUAUUAACAGAACUAUUUUACGCACAUGAUUUAUUUAUAUGAUGGAAUUAAGAUGAGUAAACGCGCGAUUAAUGAAUGAAUAAUUAUCACAAAGUAACAGAAGUUCUUUACUACACUGUAAGAUAACUUGUCUCUCGUGGCAGCGAGACAUUGACGAUUUCAGUCGACACGAACCGACACGAGGUGAUCCGAAAAAGCGAGAUUUUUAGGUAGCUAGUUAAAAAGAAAAAAGAAAAAAAACGACCUAGAAAGAAAUAAAGGCAUCCAUGUGACCGGUAGGGUUUCUUAUGCCAAAUACGUGUGUGUAUGCGCUUUUGCGCGCGCGUGUGUGUAUGCAUAGGUUUACGAACCAAACUCUGUUCUCAGUAAACUUAGAAGAGUAGCGAAAACGGAAGAAGACAGGGACAAGAACCGCUUAGACCUCUGAAACAGUAUGCCGAAUUCUAAUUGCGCAGAGUCUAAUCAAAUCGAUUCCGUAAUUACAACAACACAUUUUUAAUCCUCAUUUACUUCCUGUAAUUCGAUCAGCGUCUUGACCCUGAAUUCUGAUUUCGCUCCAUUCGUGGACAUUUAAGCUAAAUUAAAGUUAUUUUCAAUUAGCAAAAUUUAAAACAAUAUCUAAUUGUUUUUAUGACUACCGAGACGUCAAAUGUUAUAAAUCAACAUACGAGUGCAUUCUUGUAUCAAAUAACAAAAUUUGAAGGAUUUACAAAAAAAGCUCGAAAGAUCCGUUUCAAUUUUAAUAUUUUGAAUUUGAGAUUCUAUAGAUUUAAUUUCAUUGCAGACUUAAUCGUCAUUCCAAUUUGUUUGAAAAAUUUCAUCAUUUUGUUGUAAUACGUCAUAUAACAAUAGAGCAGCGAAUACGGUCAUAUUGUCUCAUCACGCUUCUUCCCUUUUUUCUUCGAGAAGAAUCCGACAUUGAGUUUGUCACGCGAUAUCCCCCCCGCCCAGUGUAACACUUAUUUAUUUAGUUAAGCGACUGAACAGAUACAUGACAAUUUUCUUUUUUUUUACUACAGUAAACGUUAAGCAGAGUCAACCUCGUAAUUGCUAAGCGCAGAAUCUCAACGCCAAUGAACAAGAGCGUAGUAGUAGUGUGCAAACAAAGAUAGAUUUGUAGAAUACGUCUCUUGGUGAUCAAUCUUGCAGGGCGUACGAGACUCUGUCCACUAUACUAAAUCAGACCGGCAAUAAGCAACAUUGUGCGAACAACUUUAGCGUGGACAUUGCAUACUCAGCAGGUCGUUUCGGUUCCUCGAUGUCGAAGUGACGCGCGCGCGUGCCUGUAAAAUGAACUCGUCUUCUCGUUACAAAGAACGAUUAGAUCCAACUAAAUGCCGACCCAGCGAAAUACAUCGAGUAAUCGAAAACGCCGAUACGGAUAAACAUUUUUCUACUAAGUAAUGUAAACAGCGCUUUUUUUCUUUUUCCUUUUCCUUUUCGUCCUUUUUAGUUGCAAAGUCGACAUUGUAGGUCUUGAUAUUGUCUCUCUUAGAUAUAAUUUUUAUAUUUAUAUUUAAGAUUUUAUGGAAAUUCUUUGCUGUACGCACAUGACUUUUUAUAUAAAUAUAUUUGUCAUUCUUGGCGAUCAUCAUUAGUUUGUUCAUAAAUAAUUGUUUUUAUCGUCGAUCGUUGUCAGUCUCGGUUUCUAUUCAGAUCGGCGUUCUCGGUCACUAGAUUUCUUGUGACACUGCUUCCUGAUCGAGUAGAUAUACCGGUGCGCUAUACAGAAAGUAUAAGAUGCUCUAUUCGAGAGUUAAGGGAAAAAAUGGUACGCACACUGAGUCGAAUGAGUGAUAUCUCUGUUAAAUUAAUAGUUAAGCGAGGAUUUAUCGUAUAUAUUAUACGUAAGAGGAUAAAAUAUUUGCGCCACGAUACGUUGCGUACGUACAGGAAUAAGGAGACGUGUAAUGCAAACUGAUGCGACUGAAGAGCGGAAAGUAGAAAGAAGGAGAAGGAUGGAAAGGAGAAGCAAGAAUAUAAAGAAGUGUGAAAUAGCCAAAUAUGACAAAGAUGUUUUAGAAAGUACGGCAGGUAGUUUGGCCGUCGUUACGUUUUAAUCUAAUCUUCAACUAGGACUAGGCUAAACUCUAGGACUCGAGAGCGCUCGAGGCAGGACAAUUCUCUUUUUUUUUUCCUCUCGCGAACGUCGUGUACAUGUAAAUAGAUCAGCAUAGAAUUUUUCGAGCACAAAGAUCCUGAAGGAGCGUGCCGAGGAACGCACUGUAAUUUAGGAAGUACUCUAAAGCAAGCAGAAGAAACCCACUCAAACAUACUCAUGAUUCUCGUAACGUUAAAUUAAUGAAUGUAGAUUAAUUAAUUGAUUACGCAGUUGAAUACGUAAAAUCAAGACGGAUUUUGUCAGGAAAUAUGACGCGCAUGCUCGUUUUGCAUAAACGACGUGACGGGUGUCAAGUUGAGAAUCACGAAUUCUCGGUUUCUUGAUAGACGUACAUCCCCUUCCGCGUGAAAGAUAGCACAAGGAGCCGUAUGGGUUCGGAGGAGAAAAAGAAAUGAUCGAGCGGAAAUUAUGUUUUGAAAUAGAGAUUUUCGUGAGAGCAUCUAAUGCGGGUUGAAAACAAGCACACGAGAAAGAGAUUCUGCGAGGUUUAUCUCCCUGUAUAUUGUACACCUGUAAUUACAAUUUAUACUUACUCGUAAUCGAUACUUUUAUCGAUAGGCUAUUAUUAUUAGUGGCUAGCGUAAGAAGUCAAGCUCAAAUUAGCAAGACGGGAAAGCCGCGCGAGACACUUUUUUUCCCCCGCGGUUUCAUCGCGUCCCAUCUUCGUCACAAAUGCACAACUUCUUUUCCUCGAUUCUCCCCUUCUUUUAUGCGCGUUACCGUUGCGAGCAGGCCUAUCGUACAAGAUGUUCAUAGACUCUAGAGGCUAAAUCAGCUCUCUUUCGCCUCCACAUUCUCCCUCCCACCCAAGUCUCUCUGUUGUUCUUUGUUUCUCCCGAUCAUUGAAAGAAUGUCCCAUUAAUGAAUUUCGUUUUUAAUUUGCUUAACUAUCGGGAAAAAGAAAUCACGGGAGAAUUGAUGCGAAAUUCUUUCGGCUGUUAAAAACGUUGUCUAUAAAGAACGCGACAUAUCUAGAUGAUAAUAUAAUUUACGCGAGGAAGUUCAACGACUUCUGCCAAAUUUCUGCACGUUCACGUAUCCUCGUGUCCCAGAAUCUCCUCCCCUUUAUCGUUCAUUUUAGUCUUCGUCGAGCAUACCUUCCUUUUCAGGUUAAAGAACUCGUUUCUGCAGACUGGUCCGUAUUUUAUAUAAAUUGCUCAUGAAUGAUUAUUAGCUAUGAAAAUAGCUCAUAAAACAUUCAUGAAAAUUUUAAAAAUACAUGGAGAACGAUGUGCAGAUAGGAUCUCUUUUAUCCUGACUAAUUAACGACGGACGUAAACGAGGGUAUGUCGAGCCUGAAUUUUCAACUCCGCCGAUGAUUAAUUUUUACCCCCUCAUCGAUGAUGAGACUCAGAGCUAGUGGAAUCGCGCAGUGUAACAUAACUCAAUGAUACGCACCGUACAUUAUACGUAUAAUGAUUAAUUAACGAUAAAUACCGUAAAGGGAUUUUUAAAUGAAUCUAGAUGAAUACAUGACUACAUAAUGACACAUCUUACAAGCAACAUAUCCUAGGUAUUUGCGCAGGGCGCUGCCGGAUGUUUCCCUCCUUGUCGUACGAUCGUAGGAUCAGCACGAGGAUGAGCAUAUAAUUUGACCGGCGUCUCAAAACUGUCUCGAACCGACGCGGCAGCGCCGUGCCGUUUUUUUCGAAUUAUUGCAAGAAAAAUUAAUGAAGGAUGUUCCAUGACAUUAGGACGUUAUUAUUAAUGAUAUUUCUAGCAAUGCGUGCGUGUAAAGUUUAAUGUAUCUGUAUAUGAGACAUGAUGCGUGCCUGCCUAUACGUGUGUUGUGUGUAUACGUGCGUGACGGAUGAGCGAGAAACUCCCCUUUUCUCCACAAUUGGUGAAAUCAAGAGCACGAAUUAAUUAAUCAUUAUAAGGUAGCACGAAGACAAAAUCACAAAUGAAGAAAUGCCCAGUGACAUUCGGAUUGUUGAAAAAACCGAAACAGCUAAAAAUGCUACCUGUUUUUUCCGCUUCUCUCGCAAGUGUAAAAAAAAAAGAGAAAUCCACAAAGAGAAACGCCGUUGAUAUCCCUCUGUGUCUCCUUGCGGAUUUCCUCGUAAGCAAUUUGUGCAGAUCGAGAGUUCAACAUAAAUAGCGAGCUCACAAGAGAAAUUAAUGGAAAUCGGUAGAAAGAGUAAAAAAAUAAGAAAACAGGUAUAAGAGAGGAAGAAUAUAUGGUCAACUCGAACUUUAUUUGCGAAAUAUUGAUAGGAAUAUAAGGUGUGACUCGUGACAUCUUUAUCAUUGUCUGAUUUGAUGAUAUUUUGUAAGUCUGGACCAGUUGUUAGGUUCUUAUUAAUCCCAUAGCGACUUCUUAUGGCGUAUUUUCUCUGUAUAUUGUCAAUGUUUAUUAUUAAAUAUUUUUCAAA